Molecule: messenger RNA, 1061 nt
Organism: Pundamilia nyererei
Lineage: Eukaryota; Metazoa; Chordata; Actinopteri; Cichliformes; Cichlidae
Gene: cfap20
Product: cilia and flagella associated protein 20
Exons: 6
Coding region: 299-883 (194 amino acids)
Source: RefSeq, a predicted model, not a curated record
CGGCAUGAACAACGUCAGAUGAUUUUCGUUCCCCAGCAACACCAAAAUAAAAACGAGACAUCCGCUGCCUUCUUUCUGUUUUCACACCGUGUGGGAAUAUUCGACCACUCAGUGAAACGGAUUUCUCAUUUUUCUUCUAAGUGACAACGUGGUAGUUUCUGUUGGCGGAACGGUUUAUAUUCUAGCACACGGAACCAGAAAAGUUGGAGGCGGAAAUUAAACCUGUAAACAAACGUAUAGCUUUAGUUAGAAGCGGUUACAGUAUGUGCACAUUGAUUGUCUGCUGAGCCCAAAGAAGAUGUUUAAAAACACAUUCCAGAGCGGUUUUUUGUCUAUUUUAUAUAGUAUCGGCAGCAAACCUCUUCAGAUAUGGGACAAAAAGGUGAGGAACGGUCACAUAAAGAGAGUCACGGACAAUGACAUACAUUCGAAUGUGCUGGAGAUUGAGGGAACAAAUGUCAGCACCACCUACAUAACAUGCCCUGCAGACCCCAAGAAGACCCUGGGGAUCAAACUUCCCUUUUUGGUCAUGAUCAUUAAGAACCUCAAGAAGUAUUUCACCUUUGAGGUCCAGGUUCUGGACGAUAAAAACGUUCGCCGGCGGUUUCGAGCGAGUAACUAUCAGAGCACGACGAGGGUGAAGCCCUUCAUCUGCACCAUGCCCAUGAGGCUCGAUGACGGCUGGAACCAGAUUCAGUUCAACCUGUCCGACUUCACCAGGAGGGCUUAUGGAACCAAUUACACAGAGACGCUACGUGUACAGAUUCAUGCUAACUGUCGGAUAAGGAGGGUGUAUUUCUCCGACAGACUGUACUCUGAGGAUGAGCUUCCAGCUGAGUUUAAACUCUACCUGCCUGUCCAGAAUCAGAAGGCCAAGCAGUAGAGCUUCUUGCGGUGUGCAGCCCCCCCGAUGUGACUUGGAGUUUUAGUUGUGACAACAUUAUGCAGAUUCAGUGACACAUUUAGUUUUGACUUUUUCGUGAGUCUCUGCACAUUCAAGUCUGGUCUGAUGUUUCCUUGCACUGCUGUAAAAAGAUAAUUGAAUAAAUAAUAAAAAUCCA